ACCAGUACACGGCGUGCGCGUACACGUGGGCCCGCUGUGCGCGCGCCGCCAUUUCUGCGGAAUUUAGUAAACUGCUGUGGUCGGUCUCUGAAAGGCUCCCACCUGGAAAAUAAUGAACAACAAAUUUGACGCUCUGAAAGAUGAUGACAGUGGAGACCAUGACCAGGACCAGGGUUCACCGAAAGAUGGUGAGAAAGAAAAAACUGAGGAUGAGGAGAAGGAACAGAAUACUUCUAAGAAAAAGAUGGUGGUGCCAGGAGCAGGAGAGCACCCUCUUCAGUACAACUACACCUUCUGGUACUCCAGACGCACUCCAGGGAGACCAGCCAGCACUCAGAGCUAUGAACAGAACAUCAAACAGAUUGGCAGCUUCGCAUCAGUGGAGCAGUUUUGGCGAUUUUAUAGUCACAUGAUCCGGCCAGGCGACCUGACAGGCCAUAGUGAUUUCCACCUCUUCAAAGAGGGUAUUAAACCCAUGUGGGAAGAUGAUGCCAAUAAGAUGGGUGGUAAGUGGAUCAUCCGUCUGAGGAAAGGCCUAGCAUCUCGGUGCUGGGAGAAUCUGAUCCUGGCCAUGCUGGGAGAGCAGUUCAUGGUGGGAGAGGAGAUCUGUGGGGCUGUGGUGUCUGUACGCUUCCAGGAGGACAUCAUCUCCAUCUGGAACAAAACAGCCAGCGACCAGGCGACCACUGCCCGCAUCAGAGAUACCCUGCGCAGAGUCCUCAACCUGCCUCCCAACACCAUCAUGGAGUACAAGACACACACAGACAGCAUUAAAGCCUGGGAAGACUUCCAUGGGCUGGUGAAUGCUAACAGCGGACGCUAGGCCCUCACAAAGAAAACCUCCGCCAGGGUGUGUGUAUGUGUGAUGUGUAGAGGGAUGACAAGUCCAGGGGGAGGAUACCCCCGCGUGGGUUGGCACUGUGUAAUAUGAAGACAGAGCAAAAGUCAGGAAGAGAGGUGAGAAGACAUUCCUCGUUUGGGUCAAAGUGGAAGUGAACAGAAGAGCCUUUCAGCA
Messenger RNA from Monopterus albus (swamp eel), 1015 nucleotides. RefSeq names its product eukaryotic translation initiation factor 4E family member 2 (gene eif4e2). Gene Ontology annotation, biological process: translational initiation. Gene Ontology annotation, cellular component: eukaryotic translation initiation factor 4F complex; cytoplasm. Bases 113 to 823 code for a protein of 236 amino acids. Gene Ontology annotation, molecular function: translation initiation factor activity; RNA 7-methylguanosine cap binding. The transcript has 8 exons. The record is from RefSeq and is a predicted model, not a curated record. NCBI's taxonomy places the organism in Eukaryota, Metazoa, Chordata, Actinopteri, Synbranchiformes, Synbranchidae.